GUUAGGAAGUUCCCGAAGUCACGUCGAAGAACAAUACAAUCAGCUGUUCGUUGAUCGAAUCCGCAAAAACAAUCUAACCAAAGCUGUCAUUGUCGACAGGGACAGGCAAAGACCAGUGAAAUGUCAUUCCUCUUUGAUUGGCUCUACAGAGGCUUUAGUGGUGUGCUACAGUUUUUAGGGUUGUACAAAAAAUCUGGAAAGUUGGUUUUCCUGGGGUUGGAUAAUGCUGGUAAAACAACCCUUCUGCAUAUGCUGAAAGAUGACCGACUUGGACAGCAUGUGCCCACGUUGCAUCCAACAUCGGAAGAGUUGACGAUAGCUGGAAUGACAUUCACCACGUUUGAUCUGGGCGGCCACGUACAAGCUAGAAGAGUUUGGAAGAACUACCUGCCGGCUAUCAAUGGAGUUGUCUUUCUGGUUGACUGUGCCGACCUCGACCGCCUUACAGAAUCCAAGAUCGAACUUGAUGCCCUGUUAGCAGAUGAGACCAUCCUCUCUGUGCCUGUGCUGGUCCUGGGUAACAAGAUAGACCGUCCUGAAGCCAUCAGUGAAGGGGGACUGAGAGAGGCGUUCGUCCUCGAUGGACAAUGCACUGGAAAGGGUAACGUGUCGUUGAAGGAUCUACAGGCACGACCUCUGGAGAUUUUCAUGUGCAGUGUCCUGAAGAAGCAGGGUUAUGGAGAUGGCUUCAGGUGGCUGGCACAAUACAUCGACUGACAUCUAGGCAGCGCUUCUUUUACUAAACGGACUCCCAUCUUUCUGGGGGGAAUGAAGAAGAUAAGCUAUCAAAUGAAAUGGCCCAUAUCGUCCACCCCCCUCCCCUUCCCCCAUGUGGAAAGAUGUGAAGCUCCCAAUAAUCAGCUUUCUGAUUGAGUACAUCUGUCAAUUUCAGCAUUAAUUGGUCCGUUUUAAAAGUUUCUAUCUAGGCAAACUUUUAAAAGUGGUUCAUGGUCACAAGAUUCAAGAUGGGUUUGCGUGUAAUACUAAUAAGUCCAUUAGUUAAGUAUAACGUCUACCCAUUCACUGGCAUGUAAAUUAGAGUAUCCGGUUCUACCCCAACAGAUUUGAUCAUAGCUGCAAUUCAAGCUACAGUAUACGGCAGAUGACCUGUACCAAUGUAGAACCUUUAUAAGGUAUACUGUGAACUUUUAAAAUUAUUUCUGAAAAAUGAAGGACCAAGUGGUUUUUUAAAAUGAAAUAGAUUAUAAAUGAUAAGGAUAUUUAUGUGAAUGGUGGCGGUACAAAUGCUUGUACAUAGCAGUCCUACCUAGAAUAAGAUGAUCUUAUCACUAAGAGGACAUGAAAGAGAAUAGAUAGACUGAGCAGGAAUAUUCCAACAGACCCAAGUUCCAAUCGCAUCGAAUAGAACGCCAUCUAAAGUUUAGGGGCGGAGUCCAUUUGACCUGAUUCUGUUUCUAUACAUGGCGUGUAUAUCCCAAAUGGCAGCAUAUUGACUAUAUAGUGCACUACUUCAGAGAACCCAUACUUUCUAUGCCCCCACCCCCUGGUCAAAAGUAGUGCACUAAAUAGGGAAUAGGGUGCCAACCCUGAUCACAAGUAGAGCACUAAAUAGGAAAUAGGGUGCCAACCCUGAUCAAAAGUAGUGCACUAAAUAGGGAAUAGGGUGCCAACCCUGAUCAAAAGUAGUGCACUAAAUAGGGAGUAGGGUUGACAUUUGGUACGCGUCCCGGGGGUUUGAGAUCAAUUGUAAUGGUCCACGCAGCUAUUGCCUUCAAUGCACUCAGCCAAAGACGUAUGCAAACUAUUUUGCAAGUGACUUUGGGAUGUUUACAUAUAAUAGACCUGGGGGGGGGGGAGGGGUUGUAGGAGUGAUGUAAUGUUUGUCCUACUACAGUUUAAUGAAUGAAUGGCUAUAGUGCCAUGAUAUGCAGGUACGUUGUAACAGGCCAGAACAAGAGACCGCCAUUGCCAUCAUUCCAUGGUAUGCAGCAAUAAAGCGGAAUGACCAUCAGUGGCCACUGCAAUGCUAAUCUUAACAAAAAAAGGCUAUGCUACUCUACUAACACAGCUCUGGCAGAGGUUUCGUUGGAAAAAUAUAGAUAAUGGUCCCUUUUUCAAUCAAGUCUGGUUUAAAAACACAUAUAUUGGUCCCUUUUUCAAUCAAGUCUGGUUUAAAAACACAUAUAUUGGUCCUUUUUCAAUCAAGUCUGGUUUAAAAAUAGAUAUUUGGGCCCUAUUCGAUCAAGGCUGGUUUAAAAAUAGAUAUUUGGGCCCUAUUCGAUCAAGGCUGGUUUAAAAAAUAAAUCCCACUUGCGUGCUUUGAGUGACGUACUACUCAAGGAAACACCAGAUAGCCUGGGCACCAGUUU
This is a messenger RNA of Oncorhynchus tshawytscha (Chinook salmon), 2330 nucleotides long. It is a transcript of the gene sar1aa, whose product is annotated as secretion associated, Ras related GTPase 1Aa. The record is from RefSeq and is a predicted model, not a curated record. NCBI's taxonomy places the organism in Eukaryota, Metazoa, Chordata, Actinopteri, Salmoniformes, Salmonidae. Gene Ontology annotation, biological process: endoplasmic reticulum to Golgi vesicle-mediated transport; membrane organization; intracellular protein transport. Bases 121 to 717 code for a protein of 198 amino acids. Gene Ontology annotation, molecular function: GTPase activity; GTP binding. The transcript has 7 exons. Gene Ontology annotation, cellular component: endoplasmic reticulum exit site; COPII vesicle coat.